UGUCAACACCGCGUAACGUAUUUUUUUGUUGUUUUAUUUUUCUGAAAUAAAAUAAAAAUCACUUGGGACACGCCGACUUGGGUAUUAACCAUUAAACGUUUUUUUUUACUAUUUAAAUUCUGAAUUUUGAUUUCUGUAAAAUUGUGAAACAUUUCAGCAUACUAUUUUCAGUAUAUUAUCUAGUAUCUACUAAUGUAGCAAGUAUAGACGCGGGGAAAACAACAAUUCAGGUAGUGUUAGGUUUUUAAAAAUUGUUUUUUUUUUAUCCACACUCGAUUUACACGGUCGAAAUGGAAAAAGACUCGUUUGUUCCGAUGACACCGCCAAACAGUUUUGUCAAAGAACUUCGUGUUGUUUUGGAUCAACAAAAUAUCUUGACGGCAAAAACUAAACAAAAAGUCUUGCGAGACUUAGAUAACCAUAUUUGCGAUGAUAAUGAGAAACGUAUAGCCAAACUGAGAACUAGAGCUAUUCAGGAAAUAUGUGUGUCCGAAUCGAGCUACAUUCAUCAGUUGGAUAAACUAAUCGCUUUUUUCAAAAGACCUAUGGAAGAACAAAAAUUAGCAUCAAAUCAAAUUUUAAGUAAAUUGUUCGGUAACGUUGAAACCAUUUUGAAUGUCAACAAAGAGCUAUUAGUUCAGUUGCAUCCUGCAAAGGAAAACGUUGGUGAGGUGUUUUUAAGUACAGCUCCGUUUCUUAAACUUUAUUCUGUUUAUGCAUUUAACUACAAAAAUGUUAUAGAAACCCUUCAAGAAUUGCCAAAAUCGCAUCCAAAACUGCAUCGUUUUAUAUGUGCCCAAGAAACAAGACCCGAUGUUUCAGCCAAAUUAAAUUCGUUAUUAAUAACUCCAAUUCAGAGAAUUCCUCGUUAUUUGUUACUUUUGCGUGAACUAUUGAAUUAUACUCCAGAAGAUCACAAAAGUUAUAAUGAGAUUAAAGCUGCUCUUGAUCAAAUAAGUAAAGUAGCCGAUCACAUAAACAACUUGGUUCAAGAACAAGAAAAUAUGUCACGCCUAGUGAGCAUUCAACGAAGUCUGUCGGGAUGUGGAAAAGUAAACAUAGUGCUUCCGGGGCGUAAACUUAUUAAGGAAGGUCCUCUAAUGAAAGUUUCACCAGACGGGAGUACGUCGAUGCCUCGUUAUUUGAUACUACUUAGCGACAUGGUAUUAUAUUGUAAAGAAUGGGUAGACCCGGAAAAAUUAAACUGUCUUCGAGUGUUACCUCUGAACAAUUGCGUGGCCAAGUCUAUAAUGUAUAAAAGAGGAUUAUUUUCGAUUAGUUGCCAAUCGAUAGAAUUGGUAUUUUACACAAUGGAUGCUCCUCACUCGACAUGUUCUUGGGUAGAAAUGUUGCAGCAAGCUAUUGAUAAUUGCAAAGCCAACUCUUUAAUGCCAGUAAAGAGAUGUGGACCUUUGAAAUUAGUCAAAAGAAAAAAAGAAAUUGCGGAAAUCACCAAAACUGAUGAAAAUUGUUAUUCGAGUCCGUCGAAAAAAGUCAAAUCAACUAAUAGUAUUAAGGAUACAACAGUCGCAAGAACUAAUCACAAUGUGUCGUACAUGGCUUCGGCGAGGAAUCUAGUAUUCAGUUUUGGAUCAACUUUAAAAAAGUUAGUCGGAAGGAACUCUGUUUAAAGACAACUUAAUCAAAAUGUUUUAAAUGUCUGAUUUUUAUAAUAUGUAAUAAUGUAUUAAUUUGUUUUCCAUCCAUCCGAGAUCUCAUUUGAUUUAUUCAUCUCUUAGUUUAUCUACGUUCUAACAAUUGAAUUAUACUUGAUUGUGGUUUUGUUUCCUAAACUUAAAACUUAACUGUAUGCAUAUUCAAUUACUUUUAUUAUCACUUUUAUGUUUGUAUACAAG
Adelges cooleyi (spruce gall adelgid) is the source of this 1856-nucleotide messenger RNA. Its product is annotated as rac guanine nucleotide exchange factor JJ-like. Gene Ontology annotation, molecular function: guanyl-nucleotide exchange factor activity. The transcript has 7 exons. Gene Ontology annotation, cellular component: cytoplasm. Gene Ontology annotation, biological process: intracellular signal transduction. The coding region runs from base 291 to 1631 and encodes 446 amino acids. NCBI's taxonomy places the organism in Eukaryota, Metazoa, Arthropoda, Insecta, Hemiptera, Adelgidae. The record is from RefSeq and is a predicted model, not a curated record.